AAUCAAUCGCAACAAAAAUGGAAUUUCUUCGGACUCAACGGUUGUGUCUCCACUUAAUUGGGUUCAGUUUUAAAAAGAAUGAGAGUCGAGUCCUGAAAUUGUAUUCUUUAUUGAGUUGGACAUCAAUUUUAUUUAUCAUUAUACCAGAAGCACAUUUCGUUAUUGAGAAUUUGACGGAUAUACCACUAGCCACAGAUGCUUUGUGCACUCAGUUUACAAGUAUGUUGUCAUUAAUGAAGAUAGCGACGUUGUAUUUUAAGAAGGAUACAUUUUAUCGCAUAAUUGAACAGUUGGACAAUAUGUGGCGAAAAAGUUCAACGAGUGACCGUCGUAUUUUGGAAGAGGGAAACACGAUUGACAAACGUUUAACAUUGGUUUAUCUCGUUUCAUCAAUGCUUGUUGCUGUGCUGUAUUUGUUGUUCCCUAUUGUUAAAGGAAUCUAUGAUCUUUUUACUACUGGCGCAGCAGAAUGGAUUAUGCCUAUGCGUUCGAUAUUCAUUUACGACAUCUCAGCAUCGCCUAACUAUGAACUUACAUACUUAUGGUUUGUUCAAUGCACGGGUCUGGCCGUAUUCGGUUCCGUUGGUGUGGACUGCUUGUUUUACGGCAGUUCAUUGAACAUUAGCUCACACUUUAAAAUCAUUCAGAAGAAAGCUAGGAACAUCAAGUUCGAUCAACUGAUGAUCAAGCGGAAUGCACGAUACACUACUAACCGAGUUGCUACAGAAGAGUUCUUCGGCUUAAUCAAGCAGCAUCAAAAAAUCUUAAAUAUUUGUGAAGAGUUUGAAGAGAUGUAUUCGACGAUAUUGUUCGCCCAAUUUUUGACUACAUCCGCUCAAUUGUGUGUUAUUGCAUUUCAGUUAACAUUGCCUAAUCAGCAGCUGAUUAUGAUGGCCACUUUCGUUUUAUUUUUAUCAGCAAUUUGUUUUCAACUAUUCACCUAUUGUCAUGCAGGAUCACAACUUACAGCCGAAAGCCUAGCAGUUGCCGAAGCAAUAUAUGAUAGCAAUUGGUACGAAGCGACGCCAUUGAUAAGGCAAUUAAUUGCAUUCUUCUUAAUGAGGUCACAAAAGAGUGUUAUAAUGUCAUCAGGAUUUUAUGUGGCCAACCUUGAAACAUUCAAUGCGAUUUUAAGUGCGGCAGGUUCGUACAUAGCCAUUUUACAAUCGUUGUCGGAGGAAAACAACUGAAAUGAUGAAGUUAGGCCAAGCAAUAUUUUACAUCGAUUUGAGAAAA
Messenger RNA from Bradysia coprophila, 1236 nucleotides. RefSeq names its product Odorant receptor 82a (gene Or82a). Gene Ontology annotation, molecular function: odorant binding; olfactory receptor activity. NCBI's taxonomy places the organism in Eukaryota, Metazoa, Arthropoda, Insecta, Diptera, Sciaridae. The record is from RefSeq and is a predicted model, not a curated record. Gene Ontology annotation, biological process: sensory perception of smell; detection of chemical stimulus involved in sensory perception of smell. Gene Ontology annotation, cellular component: plasma membrane.